UGACAAAUGCUAAAGUUUUGACUUUUGUCUACUUUUAUCUUACUAUUUCUAUCAAUAAAAGCGUUUUCUUUUGUAUCAAAGUUUAAUACGAACAAAAGAAAGAUUUAACAGAAAAUUCUAUCAACCCAGCUCCGUUAAAACAGCCAUAAUUGCUUCCAAAAUGCAAAACGUGAACGCUCCGCGGGAGCCUGCUCCCGUCUUGAGCACAAGUUCGACAAUUCUUAAUAUGAGAGAAAAAGAAAAGUACAUCGAAGACUUCGACUUUCCCUUCUGCGACGAGUCUUCUAAAUACGAGAAAGUCGCUAAAAUAGGUCAAGGCACCUUCGGGGAAGUGUUUAAAGCCCGCGCAAGGAAUAGUAGCAAAAAGUUCGUUGCUAUGAAAAAAGUACUUAUGGACAACGAGAAAGAAGGCUUCCCUAUCACUGCUCUGCGUGAAAUUAAGAUCCUACAGCUUCUCAAACACGACAAUGUUGUCAAUUUAAUAGAAAUAUGUCGUACAAAAGCGACAUUACAUAAUAAAUAUCGUUCAACUUUUUACCUAGUAUUCGAUUUUUGUGAACAUGAUUUAGCAGGUUUAUUAUCAAAUGUUAACGUUAAAUUUAGUUUAGGUGAGAUUAAAAAGGUUAUGCAGCAAUUGCUAAAUGGUUUAUACUACAUACACAGUAAUAAAAUAUUACACAGAGACAUGAAAGCCGCAAAUGUGUUAAUAACCAAGAACGGUGUGUUAAAGUUGGCGGAUUUCGGUCUGGCGCGAGCAUUUAGCGUGGCAAAGGCUGGACAAGUUAACAAAUACACUAAUAGAGUUGUCACACUCUGGUAUAGACCUCCGGAAUUGUUAUUAGGAGACAGGAAUUAUGGACCUCCAGUAGACAUGUGGGGUGCGGGAUGCAUUAUGGCAGAAAUGUGGACUAGAUCUCCAAUUAUGCAGGGUCCUACUGAACAGCAGCAAUUGAUCUUAAUAUCCCAACUUUGUGGGUCCUGUACCCCCGAUGUGUGGCCCGGAGUAGAGAAUCUGGAUUUAUACAACAAAAUGGAGCUCCCUAAGGGUCAGAAGAGAAAGGUGAAGGAACGUCUGAAGCCUUAUGUAAAGGACCCAUAUGGUUGUGAUCUGCUCGACAAGCUGUUACAAUUGGAUCCAGCUAAAAGGUAUGACGCGGACACAGCUUUGAACCACGACUUCUUCUGGACCGACCCAAUGCCGUGUGAUCUAGCGAAUAUGCUCGCCCAACAUACGCAGAGCAUGUUCGAAUACUUAGCCCCUCCGAGGAGACCAGCUCAUUUACGGCAUCAUCACCAUGUGGCUGGUGCUCAGGCGAAGCCUUCCCAGCCUGUUGCGGACUCAGGGUACCAGGACCGAGUCUUCUGAGCGGUCAGAAGGCGGUCCCGGCAUCGCGGGGCGAAGCCCUAAGUGUGAUACGCUUGGGUGACUGAAUAGUGAAUGGUGUUUAUAAGUGACAUGUGAAGACUUUUUGUUCAAGAUAGUGCUUAACAUUUCUGACUACAUAAGUAGGGAAAUAGACUCUGUCUUGUAACAUGUGGAUAUCUGAGUAGCAGUUGGUAACUAUUUUGGUGUAUUCCGAUGGCUGUUUUCUUUUUUAUAAUUAAAACUAACUGUUCCCAUGUGGCUCCAUCCGCAUAAAAUUAUGGAAAUUUCAUUUUA
Molecule: messenger RNA, 1660 nt
Organism: Papilio polytes (common Mormon)
Lineage: Eukaryota; Metazoa; Arthropoda; Insecta; Lepidoptera; Papilionidae
Gene: Cdk9
Product: cyclin-dependent kinase 9
Exons: 5
Coding region: 161-1366 (401 amino acids)
Biological process (GO): protein phosphorylation
Cellular component (GO): nucleus
Molecular function (GO): cyclin-dependent protein serine/threonine kinase activity; ATP binding
Source: RefSeq, a predicted model, not a curated record